UUGACUAAUUGACUGGGGAGGGGGUAAGGGGGAAGAUUAAAAAUUAAAUGGUUUACAAAUUGGUCUAAGGGAGGGGGUAAGGGGGAACUUUUAUUAUCAAGAGAUGCUAAUUGUUUAACUAAUUGGUUCGGGCAGGGGGUAUUUGGAAACAAUUUGUAAAAUAAAUUGGUUCGAGGGAGGGGUAAGGGAAAAUUUUAAGGUGUUAAUGAGUGAGUGCGCGAAAAUUUGGUGGACGAUGGACAAAUGGUGGAUGCUCUACAAAACCCAAAAUGCUCUCUUUAGAGCAGCAAAUCUAAUAAGUGAAACGAGACAAUUACUAAUUUUUUCUUGUAUAAACUUUUGUAUUUUUCUUUUAAUUUCUUUUAUUAUUAAUAAUUCACACUAG
Molecule: messenger RNA, 385 nt
Organism: Meloidogyne enterolobii
Lineage: Eukaryota; Metazoa; Nematoda; Chromadorea; Rhabditida; Meloidogynidae
Source: the annotation of a GenBank genome assembly